Molecule: messenger RNA, 1269 nt
Organism: Cynocephalus volans (Philippine flying lemur)
Lineage: Eukaryota; Metazoa; Chordata; Mammalia; Dermoptera; Cynocephalidae
Gene: FCMR
Product: Fc mu receptor
Exons: 8
Coding region: 1-1269 (422 amino acids)
Cellular component (GO): plasma membrane
Molecular function (GO): transmembrane signaling receptor activity
Source: RefSeq, a predicted model, not a curated record
AUGGACCUCUUGCUUUGGUCACUCUACUUCCUGCCAGUAUCUGGGGUUCUGAAGAGCCUCCCAGAAGUAAAGCUGGAGGGAGAGCUGGGCGGAUCAGUUCUCAUCGAGUGCCCACUUCCUGUAAUGAACGUGAGAAUAUAUCUGUGCCGGGAGAUGGCUAAAUCUGGAGUGUGUGCUACCGUGGUGUCCAACACCAACUUUGUCAAAGAGGAAUACAGGAGCCGCGUCACUCUGGAGCUGUGCCAAGACAAGAAUCUGUUCCUAGUGGAGGUGACAAAGCUGACCAAAAGUGACAGCGGAGUCUAUGCCUGUGGGGUGGGCGUGAACACAGACUGGGCCAAGACCCUGCAAGUCACCCUGAGUGUCCACAAUGAGUAUGAGCCAUUCUGGGAAGAGGAGCCGACACCUGAGCCUCCAAAAUUGUUUCAAAAAUUUCUGCGCCUGCAGAUGUCCUUUUGGCAGAUGUCUGCACAUGCCAGUUCUGAAUUCAUAUCCAAAGUUACCACACCAGCUCAAAGGACAGAGGCUCCUCCAGCCAACCACACCUCCCCCACCACCCUAAUCAGACACUACCCUCGAGUUUCCAGAGCAUCUUCAGUACCAGCUGCCAAUCCCUCAACCCUACUGCCAUCCACCACAGCUUCAAAGACCCCAACUUGGGAGGGGCUGCUCAGGCCCCAGACAGCCAGCUACAACCACCACAUCAGGCUGCACAGGCAGAGAGCAUUCGACUAUGGCUCACAGUCUGGGAGGGAAGGCCCAGGAUUUCACAUCCUGAUCGCGACCUUCCUAGGCCUUAUCUUGAUAGCACUUCUGGGGCUGGUGAUGAAAAGAGCCAUUCAGAGGAGGAAAGCCCUCUCCAGGCGGGUCCGCCGACUGGCCGUGAGGAUACGCGCCCCGGAGGCCUCCCGGCGGCCCGGGUCGCUGCGGCCCCUAGCGUCGCAGAGGCCGCACUCCCAAAACAACGUCUACAGCGCCUGCCCGCGGCGCGCUCGGGGACCGGACGCGGCGGGCGAGAGUGAGGCGCCGCUGCCAGGACCCGGAUCCUCGGCGCCCGCCCCGCCGCAGGUGUCUGAAGGUCCCUGGCUCCCUGCCCCGUCUCUAAAGACCAGCUAUGAAUAUGUGGGCUUCUACCACCAGCCUGCUGCCACGAUGGAGGACAAUGAUUCGGAUGACUACAUCAAUAUUCCCAGCCUGACUCACCCACCCAGCUGUCCCCUGGGCCCAGACCUUGGUGCCAAUGAGUCUUGUCUGUCUGUUGAUUUCUGA